Messenger RNA from Bombus huntii, 6295 nucleotides. It is a transcript of the gene pds5, whose product is annotated as sister chromatid cohesion protein PDS5 homolog B. The transcript is spliced from 17 exons. Gene Ontology annotation, cellular component: chromatin; nucleus. Gene Ontology annotation, biological process: DNA repair; mitotic sister chromatid cohesion. Lineage: Eukaryota; Metazoa; Arthropoda; Insecta; Hymenoptera; Apidae. Bases 367 to 4014 code for a protein of 1215 amino acids. The record is from RefSeq and is a predicted model, not a curated record.
AAUGUGGAUGACUUCAAGUGAUCGAAUGCGCUGUCGCGUCCUUUGACACGCUUAACCGUUUACGAAAACGAUUUCGCUACACUUUUGCUGACAUUUUGAUCGUUUUACCAUGCCAGAUAUUUACAAAAAAUUCAGGAAGUUACGUCGAACGCGAUAUAUUCGCACUUAGUAAUAAUUACAACGUGAAAGUGUGUGAACUCCAAAAACUAAAAUAGUGCCGUGUAUCCAUCACAUAUAUUUGCUUUAUUGAUAUUUUGAGUGUCACAGGCCUUGUGGUGCCUAUGCAUAUCUUGAGAAUUUGGACGGUGUUCUAGAUUAUUUUAAGGAUAUAAAGUUUCUCAUAUUUGGUUAAAUCAUUUAGUAAACAUGUCGGAAAUAGUUUACCCGCAAGGGUGCAGAUCUGUCACAGAAGAUCUGGGUCCAGAUGAACUUAUUAGAAGAUUAAAGACAUUAGCUCAUACAUUACAAGCAAUGGGUCAAGAUGAAGGGAUGUAUCAACAAUAUAUACCACUUGCAUUACAUUUGGCAGAAGAACAUUUUUUAAUGCAUCAGAGUAAAGAUGUACAACUUUUGAUUGCAUGUUGUAUUGCUGACGUUUUGAGGGUUUAUGCUCCAGAAGCUCCAUAUAAAGAUGCAGAGCAGGUUAAAACAAUAUUCUUGUUUCUGAUUAAACAACUAGCUGGACUAAAAGAUCCAAAAGAUCCCGCUUUUAAAAGAUAUUUUUAUCUUCUGGAAAAUUUAGCAUAUGUGAAAUCAUUUAAUAUGUGUUUUGAAUUAGAGGACUGCCAAGAAAUCUUUUGCGCACUUUUUUCUCUUAUGUUUAGGAUAGUAAACGAUGAACAUUCUGGGAAAGUCAAAAGCUUUAUGUUAGAUGUAUUAUGUCCACUUAUUACAGAAUCUGACAUUGUUAGCAAUGAACUUCUAGAUAUCAUACUUAUGAACAUUGUAGAACCAAACAAAACACAAAAGAAGAAUGCAUAUUUACUUGCAAAGGAAUUGGUGAUCAAAUGUAGUGAUACAUUAGAACCAUACAUUCAAGCAUUCUUUAACCAUGUACUGAUCUUGGGCAAAGAGGAGAAGAGCUUACAAAUUUGCAAGAAAGUGUAUGAUUUAAUUUAUGAGUUAAAUCACAUAUGUCCAAGCGUCUUGCUGUCCGUCCUACCACAAUUAGAAUGUAAACUAAAAUCUUCCUCUGAAUCUGAAAGAUUGGGUGCUGUAGCAUUAUUAGCAAGAAUGUUUUCUGAGAAAGGAUCUCAGUUAGCUGUGCAACACACACAAUUGUGGCGUGCAUUUUUAGGAAGAUUUAAUGACAUCAGUGUAUCAAUUCGUAUCAAAUGUGUGCAGUAUUCAAUGCAUUUUUUAUUAAACCAUCCUGAACUGAGAAAGGAUAUUACUGAUACGUUAAAGUUAAGACAACAUGAUGCAGAUGAAAGUGUACGAUAUGAAGUUGUGAUGGCUAUAGUGACCACUGCUAGAAGGGAUUUCGAAGUGGUGUCAGACAGUGAAGAUUUGUUAGAAUUUGUUAAAGAAAGAACAUUAGAUAAAAAGUUUAAAAUCAGGAAAGAAGCAAUGGCAGGAUUAGCGAUGAUAUAUAAAAAACAUUUGAAUGAUGCAGAUGUACCACAAGCUACGAAAAAGGCUGUUACUUGGAUAAAAGAUAAAAUAUUACAUGGUUAUUACAUGGCAGGAAUGGAAGAUAGAUUACUAGUAGAAAGAUUACUAAACACUUGUUUAGUACCUUACCAACUACCAGCUGGUGAAAGAAUGAAAAAGUUGUAUCAUUUAUUAGGUACAAUUGAUGAUCAUGCAUCUAAAGCAUUUGUAGAAUUACAAAAGCACCAGCUUGCUGUACGAAGAGCAGUGGUUGAAUGGUUAGAAAUUGUAAAAAAGCCAGACGCCAUGGUUGAACUUGUAGCUAAGAUUCAUCAGAUAUCUCGCUUUCUACCAGAUCCUAUGAAAGUUCAAGAAUUUAUACAGAAGUUCAGUGCUCACAUGAGAAAAGAUUCGGCUUUAUUACAAGGAAUGGAAACAAUAGUUCAACCAAACGUUUCUUGUAAAGAGUGUGCAGAUACAAUAAGUAUGGUUCUUAAAAAAUUGGGUCAACCUGUCAUGACGAAUUUGUAUUACAACACAAUAAAAAUGCUAUUGGAAAGAGUCAGUUCUGUAAUGAUUGAUGAAGAAGCAAUUAGGGUCUUAAUUGGAUAUGUAUUAGAUUGUUUAAAAGGUGGCAAUGUAAUAGAAGAAGUUGGACUUAAUCCGAACAAUGCAGGUGAAAAGGGUUUAAGGUUACUUGUGAUGCUUUCAUUUGUAUUUGGUCCACAUUUUCUUCAUAAUGAUAUUUUGAUGCAACUUGUUCAUCUUUUGGAAUUGGAAGAUGAAAUGGUAGCACCGUUGGUUCUUUCGAUUUUCACAUUUUUAGGGAAAUAUAAACCUUUAUGUGAUGUUGCACCGGAUAUUAUGAACCUUAUGGUUCCAAUAUGUAAAAAUUUUGCAGAAACAGGAACACCAAAACAAGCAAAACAAGCUGUCAGGUGUUUAUUUGUUAAUAUGACCAAUAUUCAUGAUACUAUUUUCCCUGAAAUUAUUGAAAGAAUUAAAAAUAGUCUUACACCAACUUCAGAAUAUUAUCGAACAUCUAUAGUUACAUUAGGUCACAUAGCUUAUAAUUUACCAGAAAAGUAUCAAGUACAAAUAAAAAAUAUGGUGUCUAGGAAGAUAGUCAAGGAGUUAUUAGUGAAAGAAAGCAGUGAACAAACUGCUGAUACCAUUGAAGGAGACUGGUGCAGGGAAGAUCAAUUACCUGAAGAAACACGUUGUAGAUUAGAAGGAUUGAAGUGCAUGGCACGCUGGUUACUAGGAUUGAAGACUGAUGUGCUCUCUGCACAAAAAACGUUUAGAAUGCUGAAUGCAUUUGUAGUAAACAAAGGAGAUCUUUUGCAGCAGGGUCGUUUAAGUAAAGCAGAAAUGAGUUGGUUGCGCUUACAAGCUGGUUGUUCAAUGUUGAAGAUCUGUGAACAAAAAGGCGUUGGUGAUCAGUUUACAGCAGAACAAUUCUAUAAUUUAUCUCAGCUCAUGGUGGAUGAAGUUCCACAAGUGAGGGAAGCAUUUGGUAGCAAAUUACAUAAAGGACUUGGAAGAGGAAUUCCAAAUAAGUGUUUGCCACUAGACUUUAUGGGUUAUUAUGCACUUGCUGGUAAAGAACAGGACAAAAGAUUAAAAUGUGUUUUAAAAACUUAUAUGCAAACUGAUAUAAAUAAAAGGAGAGAUUAUGUUAAGACAUUGUCAUUGGGUACAGUGGAACGGGCCAUGGGUAAGAAACUAAAUAGUCAACUGCCUCACAUUCUUCCUGAUUAUAUGCUAGUAUUUGCAGUCCCUAUUCUUGCACAUGAUCCUGAAUUUACAAGUCAUUUGAUGGUUAAUCAGUUGAAAGUGAUACAACAAUGUUUGUGGUUUAUAUUAGAACCCCUUAUAACGAAAAAUGAAUAUUAUUGUUAUGGUUUUUAUAAAAAUCUCAUAGAACGAAUGAAGAGUCAUAAGGAUGCUUUAAAACCUGAGGAUAAUAACAUGAAUUAUAAAUUGUGGGCUGUUUGCGAUUUGGCUAUGAAUGUGAUAUAUACAAAAACGACAAAUUUUGAUAUGAAAGAAUUUCCAAGUGAAACACGAAUUCCCACCAUGUACUUCAAACGAGCGGACGAAUUAUUGACUAACACUAGGAAUUACUUACCUGCUGAAAUGCAGAUAAACAUGUCGAGUCCUAAAGGAAAGGGUUCUCUUCAUAAUACACAUUCUGUCAGUGAAAGACCACAACGUAGGGCUAAGUCAAAACAACAGAAGGAAGUGGGCAUUGGGCCGAACGAAACUGAUGCAAGGCUGCAAAUUGGAGAAGUGGAAUGUAUUGAUGCGCAGCCAGCGGAAGCAUCGGAAACUAGAAUUCAAUUACCUGGUUUAGAGGAAGAAAUUGAAGAACCACCAGCAAAGAGGGCAUUAAGAGAAUCAGACAAAGUAAAUAAAUAAUUAAGUGAAUGAACUGUAUUCAAAGGGAUGUUAGGAAUAGGGGAAAGACCGUGAUCAUCAUAAGAAUUAAAGAAUCUAAAAAUACUUUACAAAUUAGAAAACAGAAUAUUUUGAUUAUGUACAACAAUUAAUAAACCUGUCGUUCGCGUAUGUCUAGACAGUAAGAUGUUAAGAUAAUGAUACAUUAACGUCAAAUAAUUGAUACAUAUAAGCUUACAAGUCAAGAAACUUCAUGAAGUUGCAUCGCAUUCAUAAGGAAAUUAAAAAUUUACUAACUGAUCAUAUAGAAAAUAUUUUUCUUUCAAUUGUAAAGAAAAAAAAAAAAACAUAAACUUGGUUUGGUUCUAAUUUCUCUACACGUUAAAAAAAGCAAUGGCACAUUCAUUGAUAAAAAAUACAAUCCUUUGUAUAAUUAAUAACUGUUUAACCAUCAUCUUUUUUACAUAAGUCUUCGAAAAUAUUUCCCUUUCUUUCUUGUGAAACAUCUGACAAUUGUUGUAUUGUUCACUUUUGCAUUGACGAAUACAAAUGUUUAUAUAUACUAUUUCAUGUGCAUUUUUCUUCAUAGAUUAAUGAGAUUGUAUACAAAAUUUUUGUAACAAACUAUUCCAAAUAGUAAAAUCCUUACACGAUAUCAUCAAACUUAAUUGUAGUUUUCAGAAAAAAGUAAUCGAAAACCACAUUUAUUACAUGAAAUACAUCGAAAUAAUACACUUCAUUAAAUCUUUACACGCAGAAGAGAACAACAUAACGUUGUUGGAUUUCUGUGAACAUCAUGUACUAAACAAAAGGGUGUGUGUCAAUUGGCUUUGUGAUCCAAAGUUGUUUGAUUCUAUUAAUCUGAUUAUCAUUAUUAUUAUAUUAUAUUAUAAUUAAGAUUAUUGCCUUAAUGCUAUAAUUAUUUUAUUGAAAGAAUGACAAUUUUGAUAACCAUUAUUUCCUGAGAAAAUAUGUAUUUUCUUAUAAAAUUAUCUCUUUAUAUUUUAACCCAAAAAUUAAUGUAAAUGAGAUUUGGUCAGCGCACGGCCACUAAUUAUUAAUUUAUUUCAGACAAGCUGUGCUUAUAAAUACUUCAAUAGUAUCUAAUAAAUGUAUACAUAUAAAUAUUUUCAACGGAUAGUGCGCAUUAAUAUAAAAAAUAAACGUAAAAAUUUUUGUUAUACAGAAGUAUCGACAAUGCACCACUAAUUCAAUAAUCAAUUGAAGUUUAUCAUCAUCGAAUGUGACAGUUAUUCUUCCAUCGCUGUCAUUAUUGUAUAUGUAUUAUAAACUUACUUUCGUAUCACUUUAAUUCAAAUUUGUAUCCAGAACAUAUAUUUGUACAAACAAUAUAGUAAAUGUAUUAUUCCGAUAUCUCAAGGAAUUGUAUACAUACUUUGAAUGGUUUAAAUACUUAUAUUUUUAUUUCGUAUUUUAUAAGAUGUUGAAAAACAUUCAUUGCAUUUAUAAAUAUUUAUAUAAUAGUAAUUUCACAUAUUACCAAUUGCUUUAAACAUAAUGUAUUCAUUUAAAAAUAUAUUUUAUUUCAUAACUACAGUAAACAAAAAUAAAUGAAACUUUUGAAUAAAUAUAGAUUAAGUGUAAAAUUCUAUAGAAUUUACUUAAUAUUUAGAGUUAAAAAUAAAUAAUCUCAUACCUUUUUGUUAUUAAAAAAUUAGGAAAUUGGAUACAAAUUUGAAUAGCAUUAAAAUAAUUUAAAAUGGGCCUAGGUUUUAUAAAAUUUCCUUUGUCAUCAUUAGAAUUCUUAGUAUUAAGCAUUAAAUUGUAUUAAACAUUAAGAUGAGAAUGAGAAUUGUGUAUGAGGCUGUGAAUGGUGAUGUGUGUUUGAUCUUAUUAUAUAAACAUUAUAGAAUUAACACAUACCUAUUACCUCUUCACUGAAAUUACAGUACAAUGCAAAUCUUGCAGUUUUUAAUUUUUUAAACAUUCAUAAAGGUCAUUCUUUAUUUUUCAUAUAUGUACAAAGCAUUGUUCAUAAGUCAUCGGCAGUGCAUUGUUACUGUUUCAGCUUCAUGAAAUUUAAUUUGAUAUUUCUUGAAAUAAUUUAUAAAUUCAAAUUGUUUUGGAUUAUAUUAUAUUUUAUCUUAUAGUAUUAUUAUCAAACAUUUGCUUCUAUAAGUAUUUAAUUGCAUAGUACUGCAAUUUUUUCAAACAGGUUAUAGACUACAAAAUAUACAUAUUCUGAUGAAAAAAACCAAUUAAUCAGUGCUAUUCAUCUGUCAAUCUGUGAGACAUAAGUGACGCAUUGUAACGGUUCUAUAAUAAAACAAAUUAAGUAAAA